AUGGCUAAAAAGUGUAGAAAGAAACAGGUUAAAAAGAAGAACUUGCUCUUUGGUGAUGGUAAUAACGAUAGUGAUAGUGAUGGUAAUGAUGAUUUCAAUCAGUAUAUAAAGGAAAAAAGUGCUAAAUCUAAAAAGUUAAGCACAGAUGCUUCUGUCGAAUCUCAGGUUGAUUUUUCCAAGGAUAUCAUAGUACCUUCAUCAACUCAUGCAACGAAAUCUAGUUAUAUCAAUGAACUAUUGGAAUCCAAGAGACAGAGAGAUGAAGAUAAGUUAUACAUGAAAUCAAAAAAAUUGAAAUUAGAAAGAGAAUUGACCAAAGAAGAUUCUACUAAUGAUGCAACAGAAGAAGAAUUUAUCACUGAAUCCUAUAAACAUCAAAAGCAAUUAUACGAAGAUAUUGAAAAGUCUGGUGAUAAGCAACAAAAGUUAGAUGAUUUGGACCUUGCAAGUACAAAUAAUUUACAAACAGGGAAAGGUGUGGCAUUAAAAAUGUUACUUGCUAGAGAGAAAGAGACAUCUACAUUGUUGAAAAAUUCAAUUCCUAAUGAAUCCUCAAAUGAACUAGAUAUUGCAAAUUAUAAUCAUACUAAAAUAAUUAUCAAGAAUGAUCGGUAUGAGAACCCCAAUAAAACUCAACUACAACUACAACUACCAAUUGGUGAAUCAAAAAAGGAGAACAACAUAGAAAUUCUUGAUCCAAUCCUGAAACGGAAGUUGGUUGAACAAUUCUUAACAUCUAAACUGACUACAACAGAGUCAUUAGAAAUAUUUAAAGACGUCACCCAAACCCAUAGUUGA
Molecule: messenger RNA, 798 nt
Organism: Vanderwaltozyma polyspora DSM 70294
Lineage: Eukaryota; Fungi; Ascomycota; Saccharomycetes; Saccharomycetales; Saccharomycetaceae
Exons: 1
Coding region: 1-798 (265 amino acids)
Biological process (GO): regulation of alternative mRNA splicing, via spliceosome
Source: RefSeq, a predicted model, not a curated record